AAAAGCCCCAAAACAGAGGAUGUCCUGUGUAUCGCCUGAAUAAAACCCGAGUUUGUGAAUCUUUUUUUUUUUGUGUGUGUGUUUGUUGUUACUUUUUUUUCAGGAUCUGAUUCAACGACGUUAGAAUCCGUCAGAAAAUAAUCAGGGAUGUCGUGUUUCAGUGGAGAUAUAAACUUCUGCCCAGAAUGCGGUAACAUCCUUCCUAUCCCUGGGCUUCGUGAUUUUAUUACUUGUCCUCGAUGCGCCUUCAACAUCCCUGUCCAAGAACUCUCAGGGCACGUGAUCAAGUCAUCAGUGGUGUUUAAUUCGCUGGAGAAGAGUUCGUCUGCUGUAGAGAGUGAGGAAGACUCCGAGCUAAAAGGCCCGGUGGUUGACAGGAGGUGUUCACGCUGCAAUAAAGAAGGAAUGGUUUACCACACGAGACAAAUGAGAUCUGCUGAUGAAGGCCAGACGGUGUUUUUCACAUGCAUACACUGCAGAUACCAGGAAAAGGAGGAUUCGUGAGAGGACAGGAGAGGAGGGGAGAGAAGACGAGAGGGGGGGGGAGGGGGAACAGGAGAGGGGAGAGGAGAAGAGAGGAGAGGGGAGAGGAGGGGUAGAACAAAAUUCAUUUGUUUGACAACAAAGUAUAAUAUAAUAUCUCUGUCUUUCGACUCGACUAGACUGUUUUUACAUCACGCUUACACUGUUUGCAUUUUUAUUUAAAUAAUAAACAGAUUUUAAGACAGAAAA
Molecule: messenger RNA, 732 nt
Organism: Tachysurus fulvidraco (yellow catfish)
Lineage: Eukaryota; Metazoa; Chordata; Actinopteri; Siluriformes; Bagridae
Gene: polr1h
Product: RNA polymerase I subunit H
Exons: 5
Coding region: 148-504 (118 amino acids)
Biological process (GO): DNA-templated transcription; termination of RNA polymerase I transcription
Cellular component (GO): RNA polymerase I complex
Molecular function (GO): zinc ion binding; DNA-directed RNA polymerase activity; nucleic acid binding
Source: RefSeq, a predicted model, not a curated record